Messenger RNA from Fusarium fujikuroi IMI 58289, 1599 nucleotides. RefSeq lists its product as uncharacterized. Gene Ontology annotation, molecular function: zinc ion binding; DNA binding. The transcript is spliced from 3 exons. Bases 1 to 1599 code for a protein of 532 amino acids. Lineage: Eukaryota; Fungi; Ascomycota; Sordariomycetes; Hypocreales; Nectriaceae. Gene Ontology annotation, biological process: DNA-templated transcription. The record is from RefSeq and is a predicted model, not a curated record.
AUGGAGAGCGAGUCUUCACACUUUGAUGGGCGCGUCGAGGCAUUUGGGGCGAGCUCCGAACGGCAUCUUACAGGUGGAGAAGUUAAGAGUGUACUUGUAGAAUUCGUGCAUAAAGAGAAUGGCCGGCCCAGCGAAGAGGAGGAUGUAGAGAUGGCCGGCACCGAAGAUGAACCACAAGAAUUCAGCACUGUGACACCAAUAUACCCACAGGAGGGUUAUAGCCACGACAUUCCCGACGUUGAAGACGACGAUCCGAAAGAGCCAGCAGAUGGGGAAGAUGAGGAAGACCAUGAGCUUCCCAGGUUCGCCAGAUUGGCCAGUUUGCGUGCCAAGCAUCUUGCUCCAGCGUCACUCUUUGCUCUACCGUCACAGUAUCAAGAGUAUGAUCAGGACAAAAUCAUCCGUGCCUACUUCGAUGGUGUCAACCCAGCCACGCCACUAUUCAGUGAACAGGACUAUGAGUACUUCGACAUGAUCUGCAGAGAACGGGCUACAGUGUCACACGAGUGGUGCGCCGUCUUUGUCAUGCUGGCAUUGUCUCUGAGAAACGAUCCCAAGAACUACUACCAAGGAGAUGACGAGAAUUUCAUGCACAAAGCGUGCAAAUAUGUGGAUGGUAUGCUUAAAUAUCGACUGUCAGACGAAAUAGGACUCCAGAUCCUGCUGGGGGCGGCCUUGUAUUUCAUGACAACACCAAGGCUAGAGCAAGCCGCACUUCUGCAUGCCAAAGCCGUCAAGUUGGUCUAUGGCCUGGGGUUGCAUAAACACUCCGGGGACUUUGCUCAAUUGUAUGAUGUACGGCUUCUUUGGAUAGCGUACAUCAUCGACCGAGAUAUUUCACUCCUCACACGCGAACCAUACCUGAUGCAAGAGCAUGAUAUUGCCUCUACAGUCGAGGAAAUCUCUUACAGGCACGGAGGCAUCCUACACGACAUAAAUAAGUCCUCGCACUUUGAGAUUCUCAAUUCGGGCUUCGAAGCUGUCUUUCGACCAGCAAGAGACGGUGGCGGAUCGUUUUUUUUGGACGAGAUGCUGGAAGAAUGGGUUGAGUCGAUCCCCGAGCCGUACAGGGGAGAUACACUCUCCGAUUUCGGCCACAUGCACCAGAGAUUCUUCAAACAGCUACGGGUGACGUAUUAUCACUGCAUCUUCUCGAUUCGGCAAGCAACGUUGCGCAAUAAAGAGUGGGUACGUCGGUUGUUGAGGUUUGGCGAAGCUCGCAAAGGAGAUGAUACAGAUACCCCAUUGCUACCAUCGAAUUGGUCAGGGUUGGUCACAGCUGCACAGAAGUGCUUGGAUAUAGUAAACAAGGUGGACAGUCGCGACAUGGCAUUCCGUUGGAGCUGUACUUAUGCGACGCAAGCGGCCAUGACGAUACUGGCUGCGAACAACAUAACCCUUUCAGAGCAUGAUCUUCAAGAUUCUAUCGACAAAGAUCAACAGACACUUCAUAUUGCGCAUGGUGAAGCGAGCGAUCGGUUGGACCAAGAUCCCACGAGGUCGACCGAGAAAUCGUUCAACACUUGCGGGGAGCUGAUUAUCAAGGCACGAGAGUCAGUGCGACAAUUUAAUGAGGGCAAAAGUAUGGAGGAGUCAUGA